Messenger RNA from Pelobates cultripes (western spadefoot toad), 1888 nucleotides. NCBI's taxonomy places the organism in Eukaryota, Metazoa, Chordata, Amphibia, Anura, Pelobatidae. The record is from the annotation of a GenBank genome assembly.
AUGCACACAGCUCUCUCUGCUACUCCAUCACUGACCCUGCACACAGCUUUCUCUGCUAGUCCAGCACUGACCCUGCACAGAGCUCUCUCUGCUAUUCCAACACUGACCCUGCACACAGCUCGCUCUGCUAUUCCAGCACUGACCCUGCACACAGCUCCCUCUGCUAUUCCAUCACUAGCCCUGCACACAGCUCUCUCUGCUAUUCCAGCACUGACCCUACACACAGCUCUCUCUGCUAGUCCAGCACUGACCCUACACACAGCUCUCUCUGCUAUUCCAGCACUGACCCUGCACACAGCUCUCUCUGCUAUUCCAGCACUGACCAUACACGCAGCUCUCUCUGCUAUUCCAGCAUUGACCCUGCACACAGCUCCCUCUGCUAUUCCAGCACUGACCCUGCACACAGCUCUCUCUGCUAUUCCAGCACUGACCCUGCACACAGCUCGCUCUGCUAUUCCAGCACUGACCCUACACACAGCUCUGUCACUGCAGCUCCAUCCAAACCACACAACUCACGGCUUUCCCAGCAUUGAUGCCUGUCCUGUGAUCUCAGUUUCCGCCUCUCCCUCCACAAUCCAUCCCAGAAUUACAGCAACGCCUAUUGUGAGAGACGGCAAAGCAAAGGAGGGAGGUGGACUGAGAGUGCCAGUCUAACAUAGCACAUACAAUAGUACUGAGUAUCUACAACAAUGGGCACGAAGCCCCGUGUUAUUAUACUGAGUAUCUAUACAUUGACUGCUCUGUAUAAUGAUCUAAGUAUCUAUACACUGAUAAUGAACACACCGCUCUGUAUAAUAAUACUGAGUAUCUAUACACUGAUAAUGAACACACCGCUCUGUAUAAUGAUACUGAGUAUCUAGACACUGAUAAUGAACACGCAGCUCUGUACAAUGAUACCGAGUAUCUAUACGCUGAUAAUGAACACACCGCUCUGUAUAAUAAUACUGAGUAUCUAUACACUGAUAAUGAACACACCGCUCUGUAUAAUGAUACUGAGUAUCUAUACACUGAUAAUGAACACACCGCUCUGUAUAAUAAUACCGAGUAUCUAUACACUGAUAAUGAACACACCGCUCUGUAUAAUGAUACUGAGUAUCUAUACACUGAUAAUGAACACACCGCUCUGUAUAAUAAUACUGAGUAUCUAUACACUGAUAAUGAACACACCGCUCUGUAUAAUGAUACUGAGUAUCUAUACGCUGAUAAUGAACACAGCGCUCUGUAUAAUGAUACUGAGUAUCUAUACACUGAUAAUGAACACAGCGCUCUGUAUAAUAAUACUGAGUAUCUAUACACUGAUAAUGAACACGCCGCUCUGUAUAAUAAUACUGAGUAUCUAUACACUGAUAAUGAACACGCCGCUCUGUAUAAUAAUACUGAGUAUCUAUACACUGUUAAUGAACACGCCGCUCUGUAUAAUGAUACCAAGUAUCUAUACACUGAUACUGAACACACCGCUCUGUAUAAAGAUACUGAGUAUCUAUACACUGAUACUGAACACACCGCUCUGUAUAAUAAUACUGAGUAUCUAUACACUGAUAAUGAACCGCUCUAUAUAAUGAUACUGAGUAUCUAUACACUAAUAAUGAACACAGCGCUCUGUAUAAUGAUACUGAGUAUCUAUACAUUGACUGCUCUGUAUAAUGAUACUGAGUAUCUAUACACUGAUACUGAACACACCGCUCUGUAUAAUGAUACUGAGUAUCUAUACACUGAUAAUGAACACACCGCUCUGUAUAAUGAUACUGAGUAUCUAUACACUGAUACUGAACACGCUGCUCUGUAUAAUGAUACUGAGUAUCUAUACACUGAUAAUGAACACACCGCUCUGUAUAAUGAUACUGAGUAUCUAUACGCUGAUAAUGAAACACACCGCUCUGUAUAUUGA